AUUACACCAAUCCAGGCGCCCGCCGAAACGACCAGCGCAGAUGCCUUUAUGCAGGGGUUCUCAGCUGAUGCCGAAGCCCGAGCACAGCGCCGCGCCAUCGGCGAACGGGAAGGGGCCAAGCUCAAGGACGAGGGCAACGUGGCUUACCGCCAGCAGAAAUGGGCCCGUGCUGAGAAUUUGUACACGCAAGGUUUGCGUGAAUGGCCCGACCACCUGCCCCUCUACACAAACCGGGCCGCGGCGCGCCUCAAGCUGGCUGAUUUUGCCGGCGCUCUCUCUGACUGCGAAUGGGCUCUGCGGUUGCACGACCGACAUGGCAAGGCGCUCUUUCGAAAGGCCCAGGCUUUGGAGGGGCUCGGUCGUUUCGCCGACGCU
Molecule: messenger RNA, 375 nt
Organism: Monosiga brevicollis MX1
Lineage: Eukaryota; Choanoflagellata; Craspedida; Salpingoecidae
Exons: 1
Molecular function (GO): protein binding
Source: RefSeq, a predicted model, not a curated record